Brenthis ino (lesser marbled fritillary) is the source of this 576-nucleotide messenger RNA. NCBI's taxonomy places the organism in Eukaryota, Metazoa, Arthropoda, Insecta, Lepidoptera, Nymphalidae. The record is from the annotation of a GenBank genome assembly.
AUGGUCGUUUUGUUUGCGGUUCGUGAAUAUAAAUGUUAUUUUGAAGAAAUAUUGGACUUGCGGGUAAAUAAUCAUGGAAAAAAAUGGGAUGCAAACGAAGCAGAGCUCUUGCAGAUGCAGCCAAAAAUAGAUUCUAAUUCCAACAUAAAAGUUGUGACAUUAAAGGAUCUUCAAAAACGACGCCAGGAACUUCUUCUUAAAAGACAAAACAUUUUAAACAAAACACUUUCUCGAAAUUCAUCCACAAUUUUGGGUUCAUCUCAACCUAAAUUUCCAGCUUCACCUAUAUGCGUAUCUUCAGAUAUUGAUUAUGAUAUAGCUAAUUGUGAUACAUUAACGACUAUCUUUCAACCUAUUUGUCCCAGCAUUUCAGCCACUGUUUCACCGGAUGUUGCAGAAGAAACUGUCGGCUGUUCUAAUGACCCAGUCAUAACAUAUACUGAUGUUACCGAAGAAACUGUUAUGGAUUUCUCUCCUGAUAAUUCUAUCGCCGAUCCAGACUUUGUACCGCUAUCUGAUAUCACCAACGUAGAGCCUAUGGUAUCUGAUGAUUUUGAUUUGUUUCCGGAACAAAAU